This is a messenger RNA of Lytechinus pictus (painted urchin), 5001 nucleotides long. RefSeq names its product atrial natriuretic peptide receptor 1-like. Gene Ontology annotation, molecular function: peptide hormone binding; protein kinase activity; adenylate cyclase activity. NCBI's taxonomy places the organism in Eukaryota, Metazoa, Echinodermata, Echinoidea, Temnopleuroida, Toxopneustidae. Gene Ontology annotation, biological process: intracellular signal transduction; cGMP biosynthetic process; receptor guanylyl cyclase signaling pathway. The transcript is spliced from 21 exons. The record is from RefSeq and is a predicted model, not a curated record. Bases 1 to 2472 code for a protein of 823 amino acids. Gene Ontology annotation, cellular component: plasma membrane.
AUGGCCGUGGAUGGAGAUACUUUACGAGAGAUCAUGCUCCAUGCCUACGAUUUAGAUCUUAUCAACGGAGACUACGCUUUCAUCAACAUCAUCCCUUUUCGAGAUGAACAGUUGUUCGGGAACGACUCAUGGGAGCGUGGUGAUGAUCGCGAUGCAGAGGCCAAGGUCGCUUAUCAAGCUUUGAUGACGAUUCGUGUUUUUGAGCCUACGUCAGAAGCUUACCGAGAGUUCGAACAAAAUGUCAUUGAAAGGCAAAAAAGAGACUUUAAUAUCACUAAAUCCGACGCUGGCUCGAAUAUCUUCUUGGCUUCUGCAUUCUAUGACGUAAUGAUAUUAUAUUCAUUGGCAAUUAAUGAAACAAUCGCUGAGGGAGGAGAUGUAUAUGACGGUCAUGCUGUUACUAAGAAAAUGUGGAACAGGACAUUCGACGGGUUAUACGGAAAAGUGAAAAUCAAUGAGAACGGUGAUCGUGAUUCAGAGUACUCCCUUUGGGACAUGACAGAUACGGAGAACGGUACAUUCGAGGUGGUUGGUAACUUUUAUUUAACAUCAUCUGGAUUGAAAUACACACCAGUCCCUGGUAAAUCAAUUAAAUGGCCAGGAGGUGCAACUGGACCUCCGAGAGAUGCACCAUUCUGUGGAUUCUACAAUGAAAACCCUGAAUGUCAACCUGACGGGAGGCUUUCAACUCUUGCCAUUUCUGGGAUAGCUGCAGCCUCAGUGAUACUCUUGUCGGUUCUUAUCCUAGUCCUUGUAUACAGGAAAAUGCGUCUAGAUGCUGAUCUUCUUCGUAUGUCUUGGAAGCUGUCUUGGGAUGAACUCGUAUUUCCGGAAGAAACCAAAUCGGGACAGUCAAAGUUUUCUGGCUCUUUCGUAACCUCUAUUGGUCAUGGAACAUCACACCAGAGACAGAUGUUCGCCACUGUAGCUAACUUUAAGGGUCGACUGGUGAUGAUCAGGAGGAUUGAGAAAACAAAACUAGAUUUAACACGGGAUGUACUAAAGGAACUUAACUAUAUGCGUCAAGUGGAGCACAAUAACCUCGUUCGUUUUGUGGGCGCAUGCGUUGAUGCCCCAAACAUUUCAAUCAUUUCAGAGUACUGCCCCAAAGGAAGUCUUCAGGACAUCGUGGAAAAUGAUGCUUUACAACUCGACAAUAUGUUUAAGAAUUCUCUCAUUACUGAUGUUAUGCGUGGACUGCACUACCUACACAACAGUGUUAUCGUUCUUCACGGUAGACUAUCAUCAUCAAACUGCGUGGUCGACAGCCGGUUCGUUCUCAAGCUCACUGACUACGGACUCGCCAAAUUUAGAGACAUCGAGAACAGCGAAGAUCAAUCGGCAAAGAACCCACAGAAAAUGCUAUGGAAAUCUCCCGAAAUACUGAGAUCACCCGAUCAACAGCCAACUCAGAAGGGCGACAUCUAUAGUGUUGGUGUCAUUAUGCAAGAAAUCGUCACAAGAGCGCGCCCUUUCGAGGAAGAAAGAAACACAAUGGAAAUAGAUGAAAUCAUUAAGAAGCUGAAAGAGACGAGCCCGCCCUCUUUCCGUCCUAAGAUUGAUCCUCAACUGUGUACUGAUGAAAUUCGGUCCAUCAUACAAGCAUGUUGGCAGGAAAUACCAGAGAAUAGACCAGCUACUACGGAUUUACUGUCAAGCAUGAAGAAAAUCAACAAGUAUCUUGCUGGUGGAAACAUCCUCGACAACUUAUUGAGUCGCAUGGAACAGUAUGCCACUAACCUCGAAUCAUUGGUGGAAGAAAGAACAGCCGCGUUCUUAGAGGAAAAGAAGAGAUCAGAGACCCUACUCUAUGAAGUCCUACCAAGAUCUGUAGCCGAGCAACUCAAACAAGGGUCAUCAGUGAGUCCAGAGUCUUAUGAAAGUGUGACAAUCUACUUCAGUGAUAUUGUAGGGUUCACAUCCAUCUCAGCUGAUAGCACACCACUACAGGUCGUCACUUUGCUCAAUGACCUUUACACAUGUUUUGAUAGUAUCAUUGGAAAUUUCGACGUGUAUAAGGUUGAGACAAUCGGUGAUGCGUACAUGGUGGUGUCUGGUCUACCUAUCAGGAAUGGGAUUCAACACGUCAAGGAGAUUGCUUCUAUGGCACUGUCUCUAGUCAGGGAAGCAUAUAAAUUCAGAAUCAGACAUAAACCGGAAGAGAAACUCCUCCUCAGGGUCGGAGUUCACUCAGGUGCUUGCGUGGCAGGUGUGGUAGGUCUACGUAUGCCCAGGUAUUGUCUUUUUGGAGAUACGGUGAAUACAGCCUCACGUAUGGAGUCUACAGGCCAAGCAAUGAAAGUUCACAUUAGUGAGUCGACAAAGACUUUGCUUGAUACGUUCAAGACCUUUGAGACAGAACCCCGUGGUGAGGUAGUCCUGAAGGGUAAAGGCUCUCAACAAACAUAUUGGUUGACUGCCCAAGCAUCUACAAGCUUUACAACCCACUCCGUUCCUGAUAUUGAAGUCUAAGAAGAAGUAAGGGUGGAUCUAGGAUACCAAUGGGGGUGGGGCGGUGGGGGGGGGGGUCUGACAAACAAACAAAAUGCUUCUGUUUCCCAUUAGAUCUGCACCUUCUAAGUAGUUAUAAAAAAAGACAAAUCGUCAUUGAUUUUCCUAUAAUAAUUAGUAAUUCAAACAGCGAGCAUUUAAAAAUUCAUGGUAGGGGUAUUAGUUGGUGUAUGCCCCCUUUCUCAAAAUCACUCUUGAUCAUGGAUUAUUAUUAUUUUAUUCUUGAUUGAUUAUCCGCAGUUGAUGUCCGAAUGUAUUUACGUGUAUUCGUUACCUGUCAUCAAGUUCAUACAGGUGAGGAAAUUACAUUCAAGUAAUAAAUAACUUCCUUGAAUUCAUCCGCCUUCUGAGUGUAAAUGGGUCAAAGGUAUUACAACCAGGAUAGGCGCGUCUUUCAAUCUGUAUUUGAAGAUAUACAACUUUUAUCGCAAAGUCUUAUUCUAAUAUACAUUUUAGAUAAUUUGCUACGAAUGUGUUUUUUUUUUCAUACAAACUCUCACAGAAUUUAGGUCUAUACGUAUUCCACAAAAUCGAAGUAAUAUUCCCAUGAUUUCACUGGAUUUACAAUUCAAGCUCUGUAAAUAUUUUCCAUUAUUCGUGAGAGUGUAGAGAGAUUUGUGAACGUUAAAUCUUAAAUAUCAAAACUGUUAAAGGAAAAUUUAAAUUAUAUGAAGAUAUUGUGAUAUAAAACUCCUCAAAAAAGUUUGGAAAUCUGACUGUGAUCGAUAAUCCCUCCUCGGUUUUAUUGAAUAUUAAUGUGUGAUUGAUACAAAUUAAUAGAUCUUUUAAUUUUCUUUAACAUGAUACCCUACAUGAUAUGAUUAUGGUUUACAUGGAGGUGCAGUGCCUUGCAAUGUGGGGUAAGGUCAAAAUUAAAAAGUUGCAAAAUGACACAAUAUUGAAAGUCACUGUUCUUUUUUUCCGCGGUGAUGAGUGAGUUUCUCAGCAGUUUCUUUUGUUUUCAUGCACCUUAACAUCAACAUUAAUAUGGAAUCAAACACAUGUCUGCACAAGCAAGUACAUAACAAACAAACAAACAUGCUUGGGUAUUUCAAACCACGUCACAGAAACAUCACUACAUAAACCACAACAAAACAUAAAAAAUGAAGAAGCAGGGUCUUGAUUUGAAUGGAUUUUGUAUUGACACUGACAAAAGAAUCAUGUUCUUCUGCUCGUUUUGCAGCUUUUCAAUUCAAACCUCAUCCAACACUUUUUAAUUCUGCUCUUUUCGUGAGGGUAUGAUCAUAACAAGCAUGGUAUCAUUUUAAAGAGAAUUAAAUGAUCUUUUGUAUGCUAUCAAAAAUGCAUUGUGUAAAAUUGGGAGUUGGGAGAAAUUAAUGGCCAAACUCAGAUUUCCAAACAUUUAUGAGGGGUUUUAGUAAAAUAUCCGUUUCAUCAAAAACAUUACUUUCUCUAGUAGGUAAAUGUGGGGGCCAGUCCCAAUCUUUUUUUUUUUGCCUCCAUCAGCGCUUCGAUAUGUCUGAAGCAUGAAAGAAAGUGUCAGAUGUUUUAUCCGACAAAGUCUAUUUUAUCCGAUCGUUCCAACCGUGCCUAUAUGCCAAUCAAAAUUAAGGAAAGUUGUCGACGAAAUGCUGAUCAAACGAUCCAUCGGAGACUUUACAAUAAGGUUCAAAACCUCUUAAAAUAUCCGUUUGAUUAAGUGAAACGGCAUUGAUGUAAUGUGUAUCGAAUGAUAUUUAAUAUUUUUAUUUUUAAAUAAGUAAAUAAGUGAGCAAAUUCAAAUUCAUUUAUUUCACAUCUCUUAAAAACAUGGUACAAUACAAAGUAUAUACAAUUGAAGCAGGUAAAUGUGAAUUAAACUUGAGACUAUAAAUACAGUGUUAUAGAUGUAAUAAAUUUAAUAUUUGUGGUGAAUAGUACUUGCGUGCACGAAUAAUAAUCUCCACAUGAAAAGAAGGUAUCUUUGAAUCAUAGUGCGUCGUAGUAUUGUAAAUAAUUAUAUUUCCGUGAAAUGUGAAUCUAUUAGAAUAAGUAAUCAUAUCCCACUGUUAUUUGAUGUUUUGAUGUUAUUAGAAAAGAGUAAACGAAAUUAAUCAGACGUUUCAAAAUGAUCUUUCAGAAUGACACCCUGUAUUGCUGUAGUUUUACAUAAAAUACUGCUCAUUCAUUCAAGUAGUCAUAGAUCAUCAAUACUUUACCUUUAAAUAAAACAUAUUUAACUUGCCAAUUUAGGCAUUGCACUAUUGUUGAUUUCUGAUUUUUUUUUUUGAAAGAUGAUCAGUGAUUGCAUAGAAAUUUUGAUAUGUUACGAGUCGAUUCUAAAUUGCAUCAGGCACAUCAAAGCAUAAAAGCACCACUCCGUUCGCAGAUUGUGUGUACACUUUGAACAGUGUAAAAGUUAGUUUGUUAAAGUGCAACACCUAACUUAUUUCAUUAGAGAUGAUUUGGCUUUUAAUUGUAUUUGAGUUUAAAAUACUGUCCACUUUGAUUUAAUUGAUAGGUCUUAAUAAAUCUUAUAUAUUGUAAAUG